UUAUUACUAUUAUUAUUAUUGGUAAAAGUUAGUCAGCAAGGCAAGUCAGACGGUAGAUAGGAACACGGAUCGCAAGAUUGCGCAGCCACGUGGCGUCGUGGGGGGGUGACGUAGCCAUAGUGGGAGGCACGCCCCCUCUCUCUCCUCUACGUGAACGUGAGAGACAGACAGACAGACAGACAGACAGGCAGAGGUGCAAUGUUAAUCAGUUAAUGUUAAUGUAGACUCCAAAGUAUGUCAGCCAGUGAGUCAGUCGGUCGGUCAGGCAGCCCUCCAACGAUCCAACCAUCCAUCUCUCUCUCUCUCUCUCAAUCAAUCAAUGAAACUGCUGCCACUACAAACAAGCUGGCUUCUAUCAGUCAGUUGGUUCCAUGCCACCAUCUAUCUAUCUAUCUAUCUAUCUAUCAAUCUAUCUAUCAUCCAUGAAUAUGAAUAUGAUCGAUCUAUUCCCAUCUCUUCGCUUCUCUUGUAUUGUACGCAUCUUGACUUCCCAGUCCCUCCCACAACCACCACCCGAGAGAGAGAGAGAGAGAGAGAGAGAGAACGAAAGAACAGAGAGAGACAGAGAGCAUGCAUGCAUUGUGUUUGGGAUGGAUGGCAGCUGAUACAAUAUGUGAAUACAAUCAAAUUACUAUUACUAUUACAUCAUCAGCUGUUGCUCGCUCGCUUUCUUUUUAGCUUUCUUUCCUUUAUCACCAUUUUCAUUCAUUCAAUGUGAAUGAGAGGAGGAGUAGGAACAAGGGAGGAGGGAGGAGGGCAGGGCAACAUACAUAAUUACUACGUACAUAUACAUACAUAUAUAUAUUAUUAUAUAUUUUUACAGAAAUUAAUAGUAUCAUAUAAUAUAUACAUCUACUUGGUUAAUUUGUAAUUCCCAACAGCCCAGAAUUUCAAGACAGGAGAAUAAGAAGAGGCAUAAUUCGAUUCUGGAACCCACCCAAAAUCUCCCUCCCUCCCUCCCGUUAGGCAUUAGGCAGGCAGGCUCUGCAGCCCCCCACCCUCACCUUGGACCAGAAACCCUCUGCAUAAUCAUAAUAUCAUAUCACUUCAUACUAUUAUUCAUCUGCAUUCUUCCGAUCCUCACAAUGAGGAUAAUAAUAAUAAUAAUGACGCAUAUACGUCGUCUUUUUCUACGCCUCCCCUGAUUCAUCAUCAUCAUUCGUACAUGAGCACUGCUACAUUCUGGUCUGGGUUUUUCACACUCGUCUCCUUUUCUUCCCCAUCAAUCAAUUUCGUGUGUGUGCGUGUUUAAGCUUGUUUCAAUUGAAUCUCUAUCUAUAUUACCGGAUCAUUGAUCUUCUUUCUUCCCUGUAUCUUAACAUUAUAUACUAGAUGCUGCUUUGAUCGUUUGCUCAGUAUCAUUCAUGCCUUUGGUUUGGGGAUUCGGAGAGCCAUUGGAUUCAAUUCCCGUUGAUCCCUCCCUGUGCCUUUGAAUUCAAGAUUUUCCAAUAACCAUCCUUCAAGGGGCAAUUCUUUAUUUAUUUUUUUGUUUUUUAAUUUUUUUUUGGUGGGGAGGGGGAGAGGAACCACUCGCAUGAGAAUAGGAUUCUUUCCUUUUGGUCUGAUUCGGGCCAGCCAUGAAAUGUCGUAAAGCUUCAUACCAGAAGGGCUGAUUGUGCACGUUGGUGGGGGAGAAUAUAUACAUACAUAUAUAUAUAUAUAUAUGAAAGGAUGGGCAGCCUCUGUUCAAGAGAAUCAAAUGGAAAUGAUUAUGAUGGCCAAAGUUGCAACAAGGGAAAGGAGGAUCAUGGAACAAAAUAUUCAGUGCAGAUGAUGUUUAUGGUUGCUCCCUCCAAAGAAGACGUCAAAGGCCAGCAGGAUGAUUCAAAGAAUGAAGCCUCUUCUCGUCAACACCACAAGAAUGCACCAAUUCCAAAUGCCGGUGACAACAUCAAUGCCAGCACCAAAAUCGUGGAAAGGCGCGGUUGUUCCAUGGAAUUAAGCAGAGCUCAUCAAGGAACGCAGAGGAUGGCCAGCAUGCCGCAUGGAGCGAAAGCUGAACAGGUUGCUGCCGGGUGGCCGCCAUGGCUAACCUCAGUGGCUGGGGAGGCUGUUAAAGGUUGGACUCCUCGGAGGACAGACUCGUAUGAGAAACUGAGCAAAAUUGGGCAGGGAACGUAUAGCAGUGUUUACAUGGCCCGUGAUCUAACCAACAACAAAACUGUGGCGAUGAAAAAGGUAAGAUUUGUUAAUAUGGACCCAGAGAGCGUCCGCUUCAUGGCAAGAGAGGUUUGUAUCCUACGCAGAUUAGACCACCACCCCAAUGUCAUGAAGCUUGAUGCCCUGGUCCUAUCAAGGGUAUCGGGAAGCUUCUAUCUCGUUUUCGAUUACAUGGAACACGAUCUUGCUGGACUUUUAGCAUCGCCGGAUGUGCCCAAAUUUACUGAACCACAGAUCAAAUGUUUCAUGAAGCAAAUUUUAUGUGGGUUAGAACACUGCCAUAGCUGCGGCAUCCUUCAUCGAGACAUCAAAGGUGCAAAUCUGCUAGUUGACAGUAAGGGAAAUCUGAAGAUUGGAGACUUCGGGUUGGCCAACUUCCAGAAGCAACCAUUGACAAGCCGCGUGGUUACUUUGUGGUAUAGAGCACCUGAGCUGUUGCUAGGAGCGAAAGAGUACGGACCGGCGAUUGAUUUAUGGAGCGUUGGCUGUAUUCUGGCUGAAUUGUUUAUUGGGAAGCCUAUCAUGCCCGGGAGAACAGAGGUGGAGCAAAUGCACAAGAUCUUCAAGCUAUGUGGUUCUCCUACAGAGGAGUAUUGGACCAAAGCAAAAUUCCCUCAUGCUAGUAGUUUUAAAUCACAGCGCGCUUACAAGCGACGCCUGUCUGAUGUAUUCAGAGAAUUCCCUCCGUCGGCCUUGGCUCUGCUGGAAGUACUCUUGUCCAUAGAUCCCGAGGGAAGGGGGACUGCUGCUUCUGCACUCAAAAGCCAGUUCUUCGUGACAAACCCUCUCCCCUGCGAUCCAUCCAGCCUACCUAAAUAUCCUCCCAGCAAAGAAUUUGAUGCCAGGCUCAGAGAAGAAGCAAGAAGGAAAAGGCAGAGGGAAAUGGAAAUGGGAAUGGGAAUGGAUGAGAGUGCAAAAGGCUGUGAAGCUGAAUAUGCCAAGAACAACUCCACAGUGCAGAAGCCCCUUCCACAAGAGCAACUAAACAGGGGAUCCACUUACGUGUUCAAUCAACAGGAGGAGGAAAGGCAAAGGCGCCCAAUUGGAGAUCUGAAAGCCGGCCUUAAUCACUCAAGCUCAAUGAUCCACCCUACUAUUGUGGGAGGAUAUUCUUGGGGUGGUAACAAGAUCAAUGGUGAUCCGGGUUUAGUCUCAGCGCGUACCUUGAGUUCUUCCCAACAUGGAAAUGGCUUUCAAGUGCUUCCAUCACUACAAGACCCAUCAGAUUAUCACUCCAAGGACACCUCUGCCUUGUCUUCGUCCAAUAACUUGAUGGGGGGGUAUGCACCAAAGAGAAGCAGGAUACACUUCUCCGGGCCACUGAUGCCACCGGGGGGCAACAUGGAAGACAUGCUGAAAGAGCAUGAGAGACAGAUCCAAGAGGCAGUGCGCAAGACACGGAUGGGUAAACCAAGGCCAGAAUAGAAGAUCCUGUUAGGAUUGCUUCAUUCUUUCAUUUCAAACAUUAUCUGUCUAUCUCACCAGGAUGCAGCAGCAAAACCUUAAAACACAAACACCACAGCAACAACAAGAUGGAUAGAGAAGGAAAGUGCCAAGGCUGCUACUGAUUAUAUCAUAUCAUAUCAAUCAUGUUGUGCUGUUUGUGUGAGAAGGGAAGGGAAGCAUAUGUAAGUUGUAAAUUUGCUUGGCAAGUAAUGGACAGGAACACUUUCGGGGGGAGGGGGUAUUAUUGAAAUUGAUUUGUGUACACACUGUUCCCAAAUUUAGAAACUAUCCUAUCA
Molecule: messenger RNA, 3902 nt
Organism: Andrographis paniculata
Lineage: Eukaryota; Viridiplantae; Streptophyta; Magnoliopsida; Lamiales; Acanthaceae
Product: probable serine/threonine-protein kinase At1g09600
Exons: 8
Coding region: 1672-3585 (637 amino acids)
Biological process (GO): protein phosphorylation; positive regulation of transcription elongation by RNA polymerase II
Cellular component (GO): nucleus; cyclin-dependent protein kinase holoenzyme complex
Molecular function (GO): cyclin-dependent protein serine/threonine kinase activity; ATP binding; RNA polymerase II CTD heptapeptide repeat kinase activity
Source: RefSeq, a predicted model, not a curated record